Molecule: messenger RNA, 3115 nt
Organism: Anoplophora glabripennis (Asian longhorned beetle)
Lineage: Eukaryota; Metazoa; Arthropoda; Insecta; Coleoptera; Cerambycidae
Product: double-stranded RNA-binding protein Staufen homolog 2
Exons: 9
Coding region: 283-2544 (753 amino acids)
Source: RefSeq, a predicted model, not a curated record
AAGCGUUUGCUAAAUGCACUACUAUUUGCGACUUCUCAAACAUGGCCGCAUGUUAGUUACUGAUUUUUCUUUAUUGUUUGCCAACGUAUGUAAAAGAUUUAGUAGUGGUGUUUGGUUAAAAUAUAAAGAUACGUGAAAAGGGUUAACGAAUAAUCUAUUAGUGAUAGAAGAGUAUUUUUUUAAAUAAACGCACCGGUAUUCGUAUUGUUGAUCUACUCCUCCCUACAGAGGUAGAUUGUCAUAUAUAUUUUUUAGUUGUUUUUUUAUUGUUUCAUAUUAAAGAUGUUACAAGAACAUCAUCAUAUAUCUCAAAACGGAAUGCAGAGAAGUGCCAGAAUUGGAAUGCAGCAAAUGGGGCCUCCCCCAAAUCAGAGAACGCCAAUGCUGAUGAGUAUGCCUGCUACAGGUGUUCUAGUUUCCAUGUCACCCGGACCCACUUUAAUAACAACAACAUCAAUCCCACAACAGCAACCACAACCGAAAGCUAAUAUGCAACAAGUAUAUCAUUAUGAGAACAGUGCCCAACCUGCAGAAGCAGAUCAACACAAUACAGAACAUCAAAACUGUUCAAACACUAAUACUUUGUCUACGCCCAACUCUACUUUGGCAAACAUAAAAGAAAAAACACCAAUGUGCUUGGUGAAUGAAUUAGCAAGAUACAACAAAAUACAACAUCAAUAUCGGCUGACUGGGGAACAAGGACCUGCACAUAAAAAAAUUUUCACGGUUACAUUAAAGCUUGGUAGUGAAGAGUACGAAGCGGAGGGGCCAAGUAUUAAGAAAGCUCAACAUUCCGCUGCAGCUCAGGCAUUGACAAAAACUGAAUUUAAGCACCCACCACCCAAAACUAUUAGAAAUCGACCAGGCACCAGGCCUACAAACCCAGGAGUUGUUACUCCUACAGUAGAGUUAAAUGCUCUAGCAAUGAAAAGAGGAGAACGUACUGUAUAUGUCGUUGAAAAUGGAGGAGCACCACCACAUCAGGGUUACCUUACUCAGCCAAGUUAUUAUCCUAGACACAGCAUAUACAACACCCAAACUCAGCCACAGAGAUAUGGAUAUGAUACUCGCAGAAAUAUUAGGGGUCAUUAUCCAUAUCAUGACAGUCGUUACUAUGGCCAGUUUCGACCAGGGGCACCACAUAACCCAGGAGAUCCAUAUACCGUUCGGUUAAGAGUAGGGGAAAGAGAAUAUCCCGGUCAGGGCUAUACUGUUCAAGCAGCGCGCCAUGAUGCAGCUGCGAAGGCUAUCGAACACAUAAAGCAGCUAGGAGAUGUAGAGGAAAAUGAAAAUCCUUUAUCACCUGGCGAAAAUGGCCAAGUUCAUAUUACUGGCGACAGUGUCACACAAGGAACAGCAAGUGUUACCAGUGAUGUUAAUUCAGAUCUCAAAUCACCUAUUUCAUUGGUGUAUGAAAUAGCUUUAAAAAGGAAUCUCAGUGUAACUUUUGAAGUUUUAAGUGAAAAGGGCCCCCCACAUAUGAAAGUUUUCAUUACUCAAUGUCGUGUGGGUAAUUUUAUAGCAGAAGGUGAAGGUAACGGGAAAAAGAUUUCAAAGAAGCGGGCAGCUGAAAAAAUGUUGGAAGAACUGUCAAAAUUACCACCUUUACCUAAUGUCAUUAAUAUAGCUCAGCUUAAAAGGAAAAGGGUAACAAAUAAGAAGAAAACCAGAAACUUGAUAAAAGUAAAUGUGGAUAAAACAUCUGAAGUGACCGAAGAAAUCAAUCCAAUUUCUCGUUUAAUUCAAAUCCAGCAAGCUAAUAAGGAGAGGGAACCAGUUUAUACGGUACUAGAAGAACGUGGGGCACCCAGACGUAGGGAAUUUGUUAUUGAAGCAUCAGUUAAUGGACAUUCUUGUACGGGUGUUGGUCCGAAUAAAAAGGUUGCAAAAAGAAAUGCUGCAGAGGCUCUUUUAGCAGAGUUAGGUUACAACAAUAAUACAAUCACAAAUAACCCUAAAUCAACCAUGAAGCUUGAAAAGGAAUCAGAAUCUAUACCUAUUGCUACUAUUUCAGAUAAAAGUCGAAAAGUGACUUUUGUGGAGGAAGCCUCAGAAUCACAACCAAGUCCAUCUGUUGGUGGCAGCGGAGGCCGUCAGUUAGUUCCGGGUGUACUCUUGGUCACUGAACAAAAUGCUGGAUUUCAGAAACAGAUAAAAGACAUCGAUAAGCCCGGUCCAGCUCAGCCGCCACAACUAAAAGCCCCUCAGUCUAUACAGGGUGUCCGUUCAAAAGACCAGCUUCUUUACUUAGCUCAGUUAAUGAACAUACACGUUCAGUUUUCUGAUUUUCCAAAAGCAAACCACGAGAUGUAUUUAACUUUGGUGUCGCUAAGCACAAAUCCACCUCAAGUUUGUCACGGUGAAGGACCUACAACAGAAGCUUCGCAUGAGAAAGCUGCAUUAGAAGCACUCAAAGUACUAUCUGAAUUAGGUCUUGAUAUUGCUCCUAAUAAGGAUAGUUCUACAGCUGCAUCUGUCUCGGAUAGUGCUUCCCCAGUGGUAUCUGCCAAAGGAUCAGUCAACCAAAAUGGUGUAAAGAAGUAAACUUUAGAACUCUAUGUAGGCUGUACCAAUGGAUUCGCCAUCUAGGAAUGCACUCACGCAUGAUUGCUUUGCCUUCUUCAUUGGUACAGUACAAGUAAUUAUGAGUUCCAUGUGGCCAUGUAAAAAAUUGCAUUAUUCAUAUAAAAUAACUAUGAAUUAUUGUUUUUCUUCUUUUAUGUGAUUUCAUUAACAUGUCGAAUGAAAAUGAUUUCAUGUAUCUAUGUAUAAUUCUGGUUAUUGCUUAGCACUGCAUAUUAAGUCAGUACUAUCCAUUUUCAUUUUCCUGGGCAGAAAAUGAAUUUGGGUCACAGUAGUUCAGAAUUGGUUUACAAAAUUUUUGUUAUCAGGGUUUCGAAUUGUAUAUGUUCAUUAUCAUAAUGAUUAGCAUUAUAGAUAUAGAUUUCAUGUAAUUUCAUAUAAUGAAAGACAUGAAAUAUGAAUUGAAGUACAUACAUCAGUAUAAUGGAACAAUGGAAUGUAUCCAACAUCUUUUGCUACACAACAUUGUAGUUUUUGGUCAUUAUAUAAUACUUACAUAAUUAUUCACAUGUAUGCAAUUUUUUUUUAUAUA